This is a messenger RNA of Paramuricea clavata, 1426 nucleotides long. NCBI's taxonomy places the organism in Eukaryota, Metazoa, Cnidaria, Anthozoa, Malacalcyonacea, Plexauridae. The record is from the annotation of a GenBank genome assembly.
AUGGCUUCGCUCCCAGAUUUUCCACCGUUUAAUGUACACGAGGACUCUAAUGCUGGCCCAAGAUGGAAAAAGUGGCUCACGAGAUUCGAACGGCUCCUUGGCGGACUUAACAUCACAGCUGAUAAAAGAAAAACAGCUUUGCUCUUGCACUACGCUGGCCCUGAUGUCGAUGAUAUCUACGAUACUCUGCCGACUAGCAGCAACGAAGACUACAAAACCGUAGUGGAAAAGCUCAACCAGUACUUCUCACCUCAAACUAAUGUGGCUUUCGAAGUUUUUAACUCCCGCCAAGCGAAACAGAAACCCGACGAGUCUCUUGAUUCUUAUCAUACUCGAUUACGCCAUCUUUCUCAAACGUGCGAAUUUAGCGACCCAGCUAAAGAGAUCAAAGACCAUAUUAUUUUGACCUGUACGUCCAACUCUUUACGCCGACGAGCCCUUCGUGACAAUCUUGAUCUACCGAACCUGAUGAAGACCGGCAGAGCCAUCGAACUAAGCGAAAAACAAGCCAGCCAAGUCGAGCAACAAGAAUUCUCAAGCGUAAAUUCAGUUCGUCACGGAAAUAUACAACAGCCAAAUACGGAAGCCACAGGCCCCCCAAGAUCGCGUUUUGAGAACCAACGAUUACGUAAUUUCAGAGGCGCUGAGCAAUCUCGUGCCAGAGAAACCUGUGGAAACUGCGGUGGGACAUACCCGGCAUAUUUGCCGCACCAAACCCCCAUCAUCUCAGCAUGUAAAGAACGUCACCCAUACCCGCCCCCAGUCUCCACCCGAUUCCGACUUCGAACCAGACUAUGCUUUCACAAUCGCAAAUCUCUCUGGAACACCCACAUCACCAAAGUGCCACGUAAACAUUGCAGGGCACAGCGUAUCCGUCAUGAUAGACUCUGGCGCUUCUGUCAAUAUCCUCGAUGACGCCACCUUUAACAAAAUUACCCGCAACAAAGGAAUCAGUCUUGAACAAACAAACCACAAAAUUUAUUCCUAUGGAUCACUACGUUCACUACCACUAAAAGGAGUUAUCAAAACCAACAUUUCCACUGAUUCUAAGCACCUUUCUGCCCAAUUCCAUGUAGUUCACGGGAACUCUGGAAAUCUGCUAAGCUACACCACCGCCUGCCAACUCAACUUGCUCAAAGUUACGAUCAACAGCACUACCCAUCACAUACCAUCCACUAAUCAGUAUCCCCCAGAGUUCGAAUGCCUCUUCUCUGGCAUUGGAAAGCUAACUGGUAAAACUGUUAAACUGCACACUGAUCCUGAUGUUUCCCCCAAACAACAACCCCACCGUCGAAUCCCAUUCCACGUUCGAUCUGAUGUCGAGAAAGAGCUCAAACGGCUUGAAGAGUUAGAUAUCAUCGAAAAGGUUGAUGGACCAACACCAUGGAUCAGUCCCAUUGUGGUCGUCCCGAAAAAGUCUGGCGAA